Mustela lutreola (European mink) is the source of this 1982-nucleotide messenger RNA. It is a transcript of the gene SPDEF, whose product is annotated as SAM pointed domain containing ETS transcription factor. The transcript has 7 exons. Gene Ontology annotation, cellular component: nucleus. The record is from RefSeq and is a predicted model, not a curated record. Gene Ontology annotation, molecular function: sequence-specific DNA binding; DNA-binding transcription factor activity, RNA polymerase II-specific. Gene Ontology annotation, biological process: regulation of transcription by RNA polymerase II; cell differentiation. Bases 477 to 1484 code for a protein of 335 amino acids. NCBI's taxonomy places the organism in Eukaryota, Metazoa, Chordata, Mammalia, Carnivora, Mustelidae.
GGCCAACUCUUCAUCUCACGGCUGCUUGACUUCCUCCCAGCACAUUCCUGCACUGUGUUCGUGUCCACACCGCCCUGCAGACCUGGCCCCCUGAGCCCACCACCGCCUCCAUGUAAGCCCCUUGGGCUAGGUCUUGCCACCGUGCCAACAGGUGGUCCUGGGCUGGGGGCAGAGGACUCCCUACGGGGCACAGGGCCCCAAGAUCUCAGAGGGAGCCAGGCCCCCAGCAGCCCACCCAAGUAUCCACCUCUGCCCCCAGCCCCUCUGGUCUUUGGCCCCACUGGUUCCCCCAGAUGCCUGGCUGAGACCCAGCAGUGGCCCGCACUACCGACACCUUCUCCUGGCCCCCCGAGGUGGGUGCUGCCGCAGACGACUCCCCGGGCACGAAGCAGCUAACAGGGAGGUGUUGGGAGCUGGGACCAAGCCUUGGUUGGGAGCAGGUGAAAGACACAGCCACCGGCCCAAGCGACAGCGGCAUGGGCAGCGCCAGUCCCGGCCUGAGCAGCGUGUCCCCCAGCCGCCUCCUGCUGCCCCCCGACACUGUGCUGCGGACAGGCCUGGAAAAGGCGGCCGCAGAGGUGGCGGGGCCCGAGAGACGGGACUGGAGCCCCAGCCCGCCGGCCACACCUGAGCAGGGCCUGUCCGCCUUCUACCUCUCCUACUUUGACAUGCUGUACUCUGAGGACAGCGGCUGGGCCGCCAAGGGUCCCGGGGCCAGCGCGUGGGAGGAGCCGUCCGAGGAGCCCGAGCAGUGCCCAGUCAUCGACAGCCAAGCUGCUGGGGGCAGCCUGGACUUGGCACCAGGGGGGCUGACGCUGGAGGAGCACUCCCUGGAGCAGGUGCAGUCCAUGGUGGUGGGUGAGGUGCUCAAGGACAUCGAGACUGCCUGCAAGCUGCUCAACAUUGCUGCCGACCCCGUAGACUGGAGCCCUGGCAACGUGCAGAAGUGGCUCCUGUGGACGGAGCACCAGUACCGGCUGCCGCCCGUGGGCAAGGCCUUCCAGGAGCUGGGGGGCAAGGAGCUGUGUGCCAUGUCGGAGGAGCAGUUCCGCCAGCGCUCUCCUCUGGGUGGCGACGUGCUCCACGCCCACCUGGACAUUUGGAAAUCAGCGGCCUGGAUGAAAGAGAGGACUUCUCCCGGGACCAUCCACUACUGUGCCUCUGCCGGCGAGGACAGCUGGACCGACAGUGAGGUGGACUCCUCCUGCUCCGGGCAGCCCAUCCACCUGUGGCAGUUCCUCAAGGAGCUGCUGCUCAAGCCUCACAGCUAUGGCCGUUUCAUCCGGUGGCUCAACAAGGAGAAGGGCAUCUUCAAAAUCGAGGACUCCGCCCAGGUGGCCCGGCUGUGGGGCAUCCGCAAGAAUCGGCCUGCCAUGAACUACGACAAGCUGAGCCGUUCCAUCCGCCAGUAUUACAAGAAAGGCAUCAUCCGGAAGCCGGACAUCUCCCAGCGCCUCGUCUACCAGUUUGUGCACCCCAUCUGAGGGCUGCGGGCCAGGCCAGGCCUUAGGCAGGCCAGGCCUUAGGCCUGAAACUCGCCCUCACUAGCCCUCCCUCCUGCCCGCCCCUGCCUCUGCUGGAGCUGCAGGAGAGGGCAGUCUGCUGGCAUUGGAGUCCAAGGUCAGGGAGGCGGCAGCCCAGAGCUCCCAGGGGUCUAAGGGAGCUCUCUGGGGCCCAAGGGACCCCAGGGUGGCAGUGCUUCCUCCUCGGGUCUGACUGCUCACAUGCUCGGUCUUCUGGAGGAUGGAAGAAGGAUCCAGGCCAUCCUCAGUAUUCAUGGCUCCCCGGGGAAGGCUCUGACCCUCGGAUUUCCAGAGCGGAGCCAGCCAAAUGGCUAUUGACUUAGCCAAGGCCACUCGUAGUCCAGUGCUCCCUGCCACCCAUUCUGCACCAUGCUUGGCGUGGUGUGGGACACGUCUGCCCCUGCAUUGGGAAGCCAGGGGUGCUCCUGGGAAUGGGUAAUAAAGAUACUAGAGAACCAA